Messenger RNA from Heterotrigona itama, 1977 nucleotides. NCBI's taxonomy places the organism in Eukaryota, Metazoa, Arthropoda, Insecta, Hymenoptera, Apidae. The record is from the annotation of a GenBank genome assembly.
AGAGAGAGAGAGAGAGAGAAAACAGGCCGUCGGUGUAUCGGUGAUUGCUUGUAUCGAGUCAACGAGUCAUCGUUAUCCCGGUACUGUCCUCGUCGAUAAGACGGCGGUGAAAAGCUUCCAUCCAGCGAUCUGAGAUUUUCCAAGGCUUGAAGAGUUUUCACUGAAGAAGAACAACACGGCGGAUAUGAUGGCUGUCGCAGCGGCACAGAAGAAUCGCGAGAUGUUCGCUAUCAAGAAGUCUUACAGCAUUGAGAAUGGUUAUCCAGCGAGACGACGAUCCUUAGUGGAUGAUGCUCGUUUCGAGACGUUGGUUGUCAAGCAAACGAAACAGAGCGUUCUCGAAGAAGCACGUCAACGAGCAAAUGACGCUGGAUUGACCGAGGAAGAAGUGGUGCUCGCGAAGACUAUAGCGGAAUGCCCGGAGAGCGAGUACAUCGUGAAGAAGGCGGCGCUCGUUUUGCGUUUGAGGGAGGGAAUCAGUUCGUUAGCGAGGAUCUUGAAGACGAUCGAGAACUUCAAGGGGACGGUGACCCACGUCGAGUCUCGGCCAUCGAAGAAGGAAGGACUUCAGUUCGAGGUGCUCGUCAAGGUCGACAUGACCAGGCAGAGUUUGCUGCAGUUGAUCAGAAAUCUCCGUCAGAGUUCCGCGUUGGACGGCGUCACCCUGCUCGCGGACAAUUCCGUCAGCAUCAAAGAUCCCUGGUUCCCAAGGCACGCGUCUGAACUGGACAACUGUAACCAUUUGAUGACCAAGUACGAGCCUGACCUCGACAUGAGCCAUCCUGGAUUCGCGGACAAGGAGUAUCGCGCUCGUAGGAAGAUGAUCGCGGAGAUUGCUUUCGCGUACAAGUACGGCGAUCCGGUGCCUAACAUCCCUUACACCGAGACGGAGAACGAGACCUGGUCGCGCGUGUUCAACACACUCAUCGACUUGAUACCGAAGCAUGCCUGCGUGGAGUAUCGAAGAGUCUUCAAGAAGCUGCAAGAUGAAAAGAUCUUCGAGCCUCAUCGUAUACCACAACUGCAGGAAGUCAGUGAAUUCUUGAAGAGGAACACCGGGUUCACGUUGAGACCUGCGGCUGGAUUGCUCACCGCUAGGGACUUUUUGUCCAGUCUCGCGUUCAGGGUGUUUCAGAGCACUCAGUACAUCCGUCAUAUCAAGAGCCCUUAUCACACACCCGAACCAGACGCUAUCCACGAACUUCUGGGUCACAUGCCAUUGCUAGCCGAUCCAAGUUUCGCUCAAUUCUCUCAGGAAAUCGGUCUGGCCUCGCUCGGAGCCUCCGACGAGGAAAUUGAAAAGCUAUCCACCAUUUAUUGGUUCACCAUUGAGUUCGGUCUUUGCAAGGAAGGUGCCGAGGUGAAAGCUUACGGCGCCGGUCUCCUGUCCGCUUACGGAGAGCUUCUUCACGCACUCAGCGAUAAAUGCGAGCACAGGCCCUUCGAGCCAAAGACUACUGCCGUUCAGAAGUACCAGGAUCAAGAAUACCAACCGAUCUAUUACGUAGCGGAGAGCUUCGAGGACGCGAAAGAAAAGUUCCGUCGCUGGGUAGCCACCAUGAGCCGACCCUUCGAAGUUAGGUACAAUCCGCAUACGCAACGCGUCGAGGUGCUCGACAGCGUGGACAGGUUGGAAAACCUGGUGUCCCAGCUGAACACGGAGAUGACUCAUCUCACGAACGCAAUCUCCAAGCUCAAACGAUCCUUCGCAUAAAGACGAGAAGCUCAAUGCUCGCGUGACACGAUAAGAUUAUCCCUUUCGCGGAUCAUCGAGCUUCUUCUCUUGAUCUUCGGCGUCUGUCCUUUGCGUGUGUUCGCGAGAAAUCGCACAAUUUCCCAUCUCGUUUGAGGUUUGCUAGUUUCGAUGUUUUAUGCAGUUGCUCACUUAAUUUGCGAAUCCUAUUCUCGUUGUUGAGAAUCGUCUCAAGCGGAUUGUAUAUAAAAGUAUUAUAAUUCUUUUUUCUCCUCUUUUUGUUC